Molecule: messenger RNA, 2027 nt
Organism: Cydia pomonella (codling moth)
Lineage: Eukaryota; Metazoa; Arthropoda; Insecta; Lepidoptera; Tortricidae
Exons: 1
Coding region: 692-1273 (193 amino acids)
Source: RefSeq, a predicted model, not a curated record
ACUAUACGUCUCGGCCAUUUUGAUGUGGCACUUAGGACUUCUAAUCUAAACCCAUAUAGGGUUCUCAUUUUAUGGCUUGGUGGAAUACAUUUAGUAAACCACCAUAAUCCAAUAUCCGUGAAGGUUGCGAGUUACGUUAAAUUUAUAAUUACAUAAAUCGCAUAUAGGCUUUUAUUGGUUUCAAGUAGAAGAUACCUAAGUACUACAAAUUUAGCGAAAACAUACAUAGAUAUAAAAACUCACUGUUCACACAAGAUAUUAAGAAGAGUAAAGUAGAAUAAAACUUCGUAGAAACUUGCAGUUCCAAAGUUCAAACAUUGUUAUAAAAGACAAAUUAACGCCAGGAUCACCCACAACACAAAGCAAUGUUAUUACCCAAUAAAGUGACUCUCAUGCAUGGGCAAUCUCAAUGAAUAGCAGCUACUUAUUCGUCAUCUGUUGCGAUAUGGUAUUAUUGUUACUUAGAGGAUCUGUAACACACUUUCACUUUUAACUUUGGAAUCCCCCAAUUUGGCCCAACGGCGAGCCAGUUGACUUGGGGCCACAACCGAUAGCACUCCUCUGCAAAAAUGGUAAGAGCUUUUCGGAUAUACGACACUCGUGUUAAAAAUCCGUGCGCUCGAACUUAGUUCUUAAAUUUAUUUGUAUUUUGUAGAGAUCUACGAUCAUCCUGUUACUUCUGUGCUGUAUAAUGGCUACAGUGAGCGCAGAGGUAGAAGAAACUAAAGACUUGGAAUUAAAUAAUCCGGAAGACUUGGAGAGACGACAUCGUAGGCGUAAAAAACCGCACAAUGCCGGACCCUGUGGAAGUGGAUACGGGAGGACUUUUGGGUUUCAAGAUUAUACGUAUAUUUCGGCUCCAGUCAUGAACUAUUUUUUCGGAUGUGGAGUAGCCCCAGUGCCAGUAGCACCAUUAUUACCCUACCCACAGCUGCCAGCGGCCGCACCUUACCCCGUGCAAAUCGGAGUGAGCCAGUCACAGCAUCACCACGGAGGUCAUCACGGAGGCCAUCACGGAGGCCACCACGGUCAUGGACAUAUCGGUGGACAUAAUCAAGUAGGAAAUUAUCCCUCGGGUUACGGCCAAAACCAACCCUUUUAUGGACCAGGAGCAUUUCAACAGCCAAGUCGACCGCUCCAAAACGUAGUAUCAGCAGCGGCUUCAGGUUUGGGCAAUGUCCUGGCUGACUACAUAAACCGUCCUAGAAAAACUCAAAAGCAAAUUAACAGACAAGUGAAUCAAUUUUUGAAACCAAUAUAUAAACUGUUUUAAAAAUAUUUAGUUUACGUGUACGUGUUAGUUCUAAGCGCCAAGGUGAUGUGCAUCCAAAACAAAUCAGCAAAAUUUAUUUAAAUCGUGUUCAAAUUUUGUUUUGACUUAACUAGAUGUUAAGAAUCAGUACCUGAUGAUAAUGAGAGUAAGUACCUAUAAGUGCACUCAUACCUAAAUGUGCAUGAUGGAACCUACCGCUGUGAAAAUAAAAGCGGCCAAGUGCGAGUCGGACUCGCCCAUGAAGGGUUCCGUACCAUUUUUGACGUAUUAAAAAAACUACUUACUAGAUCUGGUUGAAACCAAUUUUCGUUGGAAGUUUGCAUGGUAAUAUAUAUCAUAUAUUUUUUUUAGAUUUUUCAUUCCGUUAUUUUAGAAGUUACAGGGGGGGGGGGGACACUUUUUUCACUUUGGAAGUGUCUCUCGCGCAAACUAUUCAGUUUAGAAAAAAAUGAUAUUAAAAACCUAAAUAUCAUUUUUGAAGACCUAUCCUUAGAUACCCCACACGUAUGGGUUUGAUGAAAAAAGAUUUUUUGAGUUUCAGUUCUAAGUAUGGGGAACCCCCAAAAUUUAUUGUUUUUUUUUUUUCUAUUUUUGUGUAAACAUCAUAAUGCGGUUCAUAGAAUCCAAGUUUGAACAGUAUAGCUUUUAUAGUUUCGGAAAAAAGUGGCUGUGACAGAAUCGGACAGACAGACGGACAUGACGAAUCUAUAAGGGUUCCGUUUUUUGCCAUUUGGCUACGGAACCCUAAAAACAC